AUGUUUCAAAGAAGACAAAUUCAACGAAGACAACAAAAUGCAAACAGAGUAAUUCGUCGACAAAAUCGUCAAAGGCGCAUUCGAUUUAUUAAUAAUCUAGAUACUUUGAGUAGAAUCGCAAACCUGCCUCAGCAAAUUAUUGAUGAUAAUUCUACGUUGGAUCAAUUUUUCAAUGGGUAA
Messenger RNA from Funneliformis mosseae, 180 nucleotides. NCBI's taxonomy places the organism in Eukaryota, Fungi, Glomeromycota, Glomeromycetes, Glomerales, Glomeraceae. The record is from the annotation of a GenBank genome assembly.